AUGGCCUGGCACUUCCAUGGGAACUCCCUGAUGGCGCCGGUGGGCCGGUGGCAGAAGGGGAAGGACCUGACGUGGUACGCCAAGGGCAAGAAGGAGACGGGCCCCACCUUGUCCCGCGAAGAAGAGCUGGCCGCCGUCCGCCUGGCCGAGCAGGAGGCCAUGAUGGCAGCCCUGGGCUACAAGAACGUGAAGAGGCAGCCCACCGGCCUCAGCAAGGAGGACCUGGCUGAGGUGUGCAAGCGGGACAGCGCCGAGCGAGACGAGAAGGACGUGGACCGGGUGGUGGGCUUGGGCAGCUCCAGUGGCAGCGCCGGCCGGGUGAUGCUCUCCAAGGAGGACAAGGAGGCGGCCAAGAUGGGGCUCUCCAUCUUCGCGCACCAGAAAGUCGCCAGCAGCCCGGAGAUGUCCGGCUCCAAGAAGAAGCAGGAGAAGGAGGAGAAGAAAUCCAAAAAGGAGAAGAAGAAAAAGAAAAAGAAGAAACACAAGAAGGAGAAGAAGAAGGACAAGCAUCAUAAGAGGGAUGCUGCCUCAUCGUCCUCCGAUUCUUCUCCGGACCAGGAUGAGAGGCACCACCGAAGGAAAACCCAGCAGCGCCCCGAGACAUCGCGGCACGGCAGCCGGCGGCGGCACGACAGGGAUUCCUCUGCCAGCAGCCGGGAUUCGGGCAGGAGCCCUUUGCGCCAUCCUGCCCGUCGGCGGAGCCGGAGCAGGGACGGCCGCGGUCGGCACCCGUCCCCACGCCGUAAGGGGAGGAAGAGGAGCAGGAGCCGGUCCCCUCCAUCCCGCGGGGUCAGGCAACGCCACGACACCGAUUCGGAGGACUGA
This is a messenger RNA of Charadrius vociferus (killdeer), 825 nucleotides long. Its product is annotated as chromosome unknown open reading frame, human C1orf35. The record is from RefSeq and is a predicted model, not a curated record. Lineage: Eukaryota; Metazoa; Chordata; Aves; Charadriiformes; Charadriidae. The transcript has 8 exons. Bases 1 to 825 code for a protein of 274 amino acids.